AAAAGCGAGCCACGCAUGGAGAUUACGAAUAUAAAUAAACCGACCGCGCGAAUUGGCGGUUUUCCGCAGAGUCUCGUCGGGAGCGCCGCGCGCCCCGUUACGAUCGUCGAAUAUCCAGGGCCGAAUCACGAGUUCGUUACGGACGCAGGCCGGCAGUGGAGAUCCGCGCGCGCGGGGGCCCAGUGAGAAAUGGCCGCUGUUUUGAGAAGAGAAUUCCGUCUCGUGGCGAACGCGCUCGGCGGCAACGGGGGUUUACCGUUGCACGUAGCCGCACGGUCAUUGACAAGAUCGUCGGUCCGAUGCGACAUCAGCGAGGGAUGGCUGAAAAAGCUUCUGGUAAGGAAGAUCGAGCCCACGAAGGAGUCGCACUCGCGGAUGCUCUCCGACAAGGACAUCAUUUAUGCGCUGCACACACAAAACAUACGGCCAGACUCGAUUGACAAAUAUUUGGCCAACUAUGAGGAAAAUGUCAAUCUUAUACAUUCGAAAUCUGAAUUGAAUUGCGAAUUAAUGGCUUCAUGGACAGUAGAAGUGGGAGACUUGGAUCAAGCUUUACAUUUGUGGCAAUAUAAAGGUGGAUAUGAACAUGUAGAUUAUACACAGAAAGUGCUUUCUGAAGAUGAGGAUUAUCAACGAUUGCUCAAAGAACGAGGGAAUUAUUUGAGAUCACGUCAUUUACAAUAUCUAUUGGCGUUUAGUUAUUGGCCACCACUGGAGAAACGAAACGGCUCGAACAAAUAUGAGAUACGUAGUUAUACCUUAAAACCAGGCACAAUGAUAGAAUGGGGAAAUAAUUGGGCGAAGGCUAUUAAUUACAGACGUAACAACAAUGAACCGUUUGCUGGCUACUUCUCACAAAUUGGCAGAUUAUACAAUGUUCAUCAUAUUUGGUGUUACAAGAAUCUUAAGUCACGUCAGGAAACGCGCGAGAGCGCCUGGAGACAACCUGGAUGGGACGAGUAUGUGGCUUACACUGUACCCUUGAUAAGAAAAAUGCAAUCGCGAAUAUUAAGCCCAACUUCGUUCUCGCCUACGAAAUAAGAUUCUACGGGUGCGAACACAAAUGCAUUUGUAUAUUAUACACUGGUUAUUUCUUAUAAAUAUAUACGUACGGACUGUAAUAUUGUAAAAACAUUUGUUACAUGUAUACACUGUGUAGAUUUAAGUAUAUAAAGCAGAGCCGUGCAAAUCAAGAGUGCAAAGAAUAUAUCAACGCCCUCGCUAUUGAGGAAAUUUUCCGAAAUUUCCGUCAAAAAUGUUACUAUUUUCUAUUUGUACUAGUUAUAAAUUGUAUUAUUUUAUAAUUAUAUGUAAUGAAUAAUAUAUAAUAAAUGUAAUAUAAUGUUAUAAAUUUAUAUUACAUCUUUUUAAUCCUCUUGAAGCUUCUUGAAUAUUAAAUUCGUAAAUAGAUAAAGAGCUUCCUUGUUAUGGUACCAAGGCUCUUUGCACGGCCCUGAUAUAAACUAUGCGCAUAAGAGCUAUAAAUUUUUGUUGUAUUACAACUGGCAGGAUAUAGUUUGUUACUGUGUGGUAUUAUACAUUGUAGCAGAAGUGUUUGUUUAUAUAUGUAUAUAUGUACACAUAUAUACAUAUACAUUUAAACAACACAUCACGUUUUUGUCAAAAUGUCAGUUGAAGCACAACGUAUAUACGUACUUGUAUAGAGAGAGAAAGAUAUAAAAGAAUGAUCUUUAUACU
Molecule: messenger RNA, 1698 nt
Organism: Pogonomyrmex barbatus (red harvester ant)
Lineage: Eukaryota; Metazoa; Arthropoda; Insecta; Hymenoptera; Formicidae
Gene: Nipsnap
Product: protein nipsnap
Cellular component (GO): mitochondrion
Source: RefSeq, a predicted model, not a curated record